Microdochium trichocladiopsis is the source of this 1219-nucleotide messenger RNA. Its product is annotated as threonine dehydrogenase. Gene Ontology annotation, molecular function: (R,R)-butanediol dehydrogenase activity. The record is from RefSeq and is a predicted model, not a curated record. The transcript is spliced from 4 exons. Gene Ontology annotation, cellular component: cytoplasm. Gene Ontology annotation, biological process: butanediol biosynthetic process. Bases 146 to 1219 code for a protein of 357 amino acids. NCBI's taxonomy places the organism in Eukaryota, Fungi, Ascomycota, Sordariomycetes, Xylariales, Microdochiaceae.
UCUACAUGUAGGCUAUCACGACUUGUGUUGUGCCGUGUCUACAUAACCAGGUAGUCACACGCACAACAACGACCACAAUCUGAGGGCCAUCACUCCAGUCUUCAGCACCGGAAACAUACCCUCUGUCAUCAUUCGGGACUGAAGCAUGCGCGCCGCCAGAUUCCAUGAUACCCGGGAUGUGCGGGUAGAGGAUAUAGAGGCUCCCGUUCAGACCGGAGACAAAGUUCUGGUCCAGGUGGAAUGGUGUGGCAUCUGCGGCAGUGACCUCCACGAAUAUACUCACGGCCCUUUUGGGACGUCAACAAAAGAGCGAGGACCACAUCCGCUCACCGGCGAUCCUGGCCCGGUUGUCCUAGGGCACGAGUUCACUGGGCGCAUUGCACAUACCCAGGCCGGCUCCCAACUUGAAGAAGGCCAGCUUGUCGUUGUCGAUCCACGCAUCCACUGUUCCGAUUGCCGGGCAUGCAACGAGGACGCCGGACAGUGCUGCCGGAUGCCUGGAUUCCUUGGCUUCUCUGGGGGCGGCGGCGGGUUGUCUGAAAUUGUGGCCGUUGAUCCCAAAAAGGUCCAUGUUCUCCCGGAUGGCACAGAUCUGGCUGCCGCCGCCCUCAUAGAGCCUCUUGCGGUAGCCUGGCACGCUGUCCGGAGGCUUGGGCCGGCAGACUUCGCCGGGCUUCCUGUGCUCGUGCUCGGUGGUGGGCCGGUGGGCGUGGCGGUUGUCUUCGUACUCAGAGCCCUAGGGGCAGACAAGAUUAUUCUUUCUGAACCAACAGCUGCCCGCCGCGUAUUCUUCGAGCCCUUGGUCCUCGACAGCAUUAAUCCGCUUGAAGUGGAUGUUACCAAGCGGGUGCGGGAGCUGACAGGUAGGGAUGGCGUAGACUUUGUGGUUGAUUGUGCUGGCGCAGAACGAGGGUUCAUCGUGGGUUGCGAGAGCCUACGAUAUCGCGGCGUGUAUGCAAAUUUGGCACUGCCAAAGACCGACCUUGCACUCCCGAGCCUUGCAUUUAUUCUCAAGGAGUUGACGUAUCGAGCGUUCCUGGCAUACGGUGAGAAGGACUUUGCAGAGACGGUAGCUGCAUUCACAGCAGGUCGCUUCAAGGGGGUCGAGAAGAUGAUAACCAGUCGUCUAUCUUUGGACGAGAUUGUGGACAAAGGAUUUGAGGUGCUGAUUGGCGAUUCACAAGACGAAAUCAAGAUUCUUGCUUCUCCCAAGAGAUAG